AUGCCACUGGUGAAGAGGAAUAUCGAGCCCCGGCACUUGUGCCGGGGGGCUCUUCCCGAUGGGGUGACAAGUGAGCUGGAGUGUGUCACCAACAGCACGCUGGCUGCCAUCAUCAAGCAGCUGGGCAGUCUCAGCAGGCACGCGGAGGACAUCUUCGGCGAGCUCUUCAAUGAAGCCAACAGUUUCUACAUGCGGAUGAACUCGCUGCAGGAGAGGGUGGACCUGCUGGUCAUCAAGGUGACGCAGCUGGACUCUACCGUGGAGGAAGUUUCGCUGCAGGAUAUCAACAUGCGGAAAGCCUUCAAGAGCUCCACAGUGCAGAACCAGCAGGUUGUGUCCCGCAACUCCAUCCCCAACCCAGUGAUGGAGAUGUACCAGCGCUGCGACAAGCCUCCACCACUCAACAUCCUCACACCCUACAGGGAUGACAAAAAGGAUAGCCUCAAGUUCUACACUGACCCCUCUUACUUCUUCAACUUAUGGAAGGAGAAGAUGUUGCAGGCGACAGAAGAUAAGAGAAAGGAGAAGCGCAGGCAGAAGGAGCAGCGGCUGGUGGAAGACUCCACGCGGGAGGUGAAGAAAGUGAGGAAAGCCCGCAACCGGCGCCUGGAGUGGAACAUGAUGGCGUAUGAUAAAGAGUUCCGACCCGAUAACAGGUUCUCACCAUCCCCCUAUCACAUGGCGUCAUCGGAAGGAUCACUGUCCCCAGAUAAUAG
This is a messenger RNA of Apaloderma vittatum (bar-tailed trogon), 716 nucleotides long. RefSeq names its product wiskott-Aldrich syndrome protein family member 3-like. The record is from RefSeq and is a predicted model, not a curated record. Gene Ontology annotation, molecular function: protein kinase A regulatory subunit binding; Arp2/3 complex binding. Gene Ontology annotation, cellular component: cytoskeleton; lamellipodium; SCAR complex. The annotation marks the transcript as partial. The transcript is spliced from 5 exons. NCBI's taxonomy places the organism in Eukaryota, Metazoa, Chordata, Aves, Trogoniformes, Trogonidae. Gene Ontology annotation, biological process: actin cytoskeleton organization; positive regulation of Arp2/3 complex-mediated actin nucleation.